Messenger RNA from Orussus abietinus, 6739 nucleotides. RefSeq names its product integrin alpha-PS2 (gene if). The coding region runs from base 256 to 5268 and encodes 1670 amino acids. Gene Ontology annotation, molecular function: integrin binding. The transcript has 13 exons. Gene Ontology annotation, cellular component: integrin complex; external side of plasma membrane. The record is from RefSeq and is a predicted model, not a curated record. Lineage: Eukaryota; Metazoa; Arthropoda; Insecta; Hymenoptera; Orussidae. Gene Ontology annotation, biological process: integrin-mediated signaling pathway; cell adhesion mediated by integrin; cell-matrix adhesion.
CCGUCAAGCCGAGAUCGUCAAGGCUUCCCGUGUGUGACUUGGGUCCUGUAAGACCAUCAGGCACAUGUCCUCCCCGAAGGCGUGCGAGUCCUGAGGACUCGGCCGAACACCGCGUCCACGAGCUCGACCCACUGGCGAUAAAUGACACUCGUCCAAAAGCCCACGUCGCCUCGAAAAACCGAGGACCCAAGAGGAGCCGGUAAUUUAAUUAAUCGUCACGAGAAUUUCAUCAAAGGUUUAAAGUGAACUUUCGAAAUGUGGAUCGGGAAUUUACUGGUAGGGCUGUUGGCCCUGCUGGCCGGCUUUGGCGUCGAAAGCUUCAACGUGGAGACCAGGCACUUCACCAUGUAUCGCCAGGAGAAGAACUCCAUGUUCGGAUUUUCGGUGUCGGAAUAUAAGGACAGUGCCUCCAGGGGGUGGGUCAUCGUGGGUGCACCGGAAGCGCAGACGUCUCAGCCCGAGGUCAUCCGGGGCGGGGCGGUAUAUCGGUGUGAUAUCGCCGUGGACGAUCAUUGCGCGAUCAUCGAGUUCGACAAUAAAGGAAACAACUAUAACGUCGAUAGUCAGGCUCGUCAGAAAGGGAUCACGCAGGUGGACAACAAAACCCUGCAGUGGUUCGGCGCUUCGGUUUCUGCAUCGAUGGAGAACGGCGGGCCUAUUAUGGCCUGCGCUCCAAGAUACGUGUGGUUUUCGGUGACGAUGGCUGGAAGGGACCCAGUAGGCACUUGUUGGGUGACCAACUUCACAAAUUCCCAGGAAUUUUCUCCCUGCAGGACGAGGCACUGGGGAUACCACAGGCAGGGAUCGUGCCAGGCCGGAAUCGGCGCCGCAGUCUCGAAGGACGGCGAGAGAGUGUUCAUCGGCGCUCCAGGGAGUUGGUACUGGCAAGGUCAGCUGUACUCCAUCAACAGCCGAUCGUCAUUCCCGUAUAUACCGUCGAUGUGGUCGUUCUUCGGGACCGUCGAAGGUCAGACAUUUUCGCAAUCGGUGAAACACCGGCCUAGGGUGAUGUUCACGAAGGAGGGUCCAGCCGAAGAGGACGACAGCUACAUGGGGUACUCCGUGACAUCGGGUGACUUCACCGGAGACGGCGACAGCGGAGUCGCCGUGGGGAUGCCCAGAGGAGCCGGUCUUCGCGGCAAGGUCAUCCUCUUCAACUCCAACAUGACGAAUCAGCAGAAUGUAACGGGAGAGCAGAUGGGUGCGUACUUCGGAUAUGCAAUCGCCUCCGGGGACAUCGACGGGGAUGGACUCGACGACCUGAUAAUCGGGGCUCCCAUGUACACGGUCUCCGAAAACCCGGAGAUGACGUACGAGACCGGUAGGAUCUACGUCGUGUACCAGGGUGGAGGCCCGAAGAAGUUCCGCAAGGUCGACAUGAGGGACGGGACGGUGAACAGAGCCAGGUUCGGCCACGCCCUGGCCUCUUUGGGUGACAUCGACAGAGACGGGUACGGAGACUUCGCAGUAGGUGCUCCUUACGGAGGUGCGGAAGGUCGGGGAUCGGUCUACAUAUACCACGGGUCAAGGGAAGGAGUGUUAGAGAAAUACUCCCAGGCGAUCCUUGCCGAGGACUUGCGAGUACCAGUGGAGACAUUCGGGUUCUCCCUAGCCGGUGGGCUCGACCUGGACGGGAACCUGUACCCGGACAUGGUGGUGGGGUCCUACGAUUCGAGCACGGCGAUGUUCUUUAGGUCCCGGCCAGUGAUCAAGAUGGACUCCUACGUGGAGUUCAACUCCGAGUCGAAGCUGAUCUCCCUGGACACGAAGGAGUGCCUGCUGUCCGACCGGACCUCGGUAACGUGUCUCCCAUUGACGGCGUGCUUCACCUACUCCGGGGAGGGGAUCCUUCCGAGACACGACUUCAACAUCCAGUACGUCCUCGACGUGAAGAAGUCGAAGAAUCCGCGACUCUUCUUCCUGGAGCUGGAAGGAAGGAACACGAUGACGCACCCGAUCACAGUAGAACGCGACGUCCGGUUCUGCAGGACGGUCAAGGUGUACGUGGCGCCCAACAUCAGGGACAAGCUAACGUCUCUGGAUGCAGAGAUGAGGAUGAGUCUCAGCAACGAGUCUUUCUCGGACACCGGUCCCAGAGAUCCGAGGAUGAUCCUCCGGCCAGUCCUUGGAACGACGACGUCCAGGAAGGACACCCUCUCCAUCAGGAAGAACUGUGGCCCCGACAACGUCUGCGUGCCGGAUCUGCAACUGAUAGUUAGGCCCAACGUGGAUAGGUACCUUCUGGGUUCGGGUCGUCGACUGGAGCUGGACGUCCUUGUGCAGAACGAGGGCGAGGACGCCUUCGAGGCCAUGUACAACCUCCAGCUGCCUCCUGGGAUCGACUACAUCAAGAUCGAGAGGAUAGACAAGACGGAGAUCCCGGUCCAGUGCUCGGCCCCCAAGCAGUCCAACAACAACACCCUGAGGUGCGACAUCGGCAACCCCCUUCCACAGAAGAAACUGGUACACUUCGUGGUCCUGCUGCAGCCGGUCACCUCGCAGGACAUGAAGCCGACCUACGAGUUCGAGAUGGAAGUUAACACAACAAACCCUGAAGAGCACACAACAGCUGACAACAUCCAGCACCUGUCCCUGCCCAUCUGGAUAGAGACGGAGCUGCUGGUGGAGGGCGAGAGCAAGCCUAAGGAUCUUUACUACAAUCCCGAGAAUUACACAGCGGAGGCCAUCCAGACGGAGCUGGAGUUCGGACCAGCCGUGAUCCACAAUUACACGAUCAGGAACCUGGGUCCUUCAGGGAUCCUGGAAGCCGAGGCGUUCCUUGUGUGGCCGGCGCAAACCCUAGCUGGGGACGAGCUGGUCUAUCUUCUGGAGCAGCCAGAAACCUCGGGCCCAAUGGCUUGCGAGUCUGCCAACGCGAAUUAUCUAAGUCUUAAGCUGGACCACAGGCGCAGGAUGCACUACAAUAUCGCCGAUUCCUCGGGAUUGGUCCUGGAGGAGUCGAACUCCGGGUCCACCAUAAACGUGCAGAGAGGUACCGAGCUCAGCGAAGCCGAUAGGAAGAGGCUGCAGACAGAAGAGAGCGAGGUGAACUCAUCGGGCAGUUCUGGGAUCGAGAGGACCAGACAGAGGACCCAGAUGUACAAGCAGGGUCCUCAGGUAAACGUUGACAACUCCAAGGUCUUGAACACGACGUACCACAGAGAAGAGGUGACCAACAGAGCUGGUCAUCGAGUGGUCGUCCACACAGAUUCCGGGAGAGGAAGCAUGGAGACCGGGACGUCCACCCUAGGAGGUGCUCCACUUCUUCCACGGCCUUCUUUGUCCGAAGACAACUACAGGGCCACGACGACCUGGAGGGAAACCCCAGCAGGAACGACCGAAUCUCUGUCGGAGUCUGACACCAGCCAGAUGGACAGAUAUGCGGAAUUGAAGCGUAUCCAGGAGGAGCAACGUCGCCGGGAGGAGGAUCGGCUCGCUCUAGAACGCCGUCGCCUGGAAGAAGAUCGGCUAGCUCAGGAACGUCGUCGCCUGGAAGAAGAUCGGGUCAGACAAGAAGAGAGCACCAGGGAGUACGUCUUUGGGACGAAAAAGCACUACCCUUCCAAGGCAGAGGCUGGAAAUCGGGUCUACCAGCACGGAGUCCUGGUGCAACACCCUGGGCAAUCUGCAAGUGGAUCUCAGGAUGACAUUAGAGCAAGGAACGUAUCUUACGUGCGACGUCUGCAGAGCUUCUUCGGCGUCUUGUCGGAAGACUCCUCCAUGGUGAGGGACUACGUCGAGGACAGAGCUGGACAGCUGAUCGUCAGGUUCCCUGCCAGGUACAGAGUAGCUGCCGAUGGCAGGGAAUUCGUGGAGUUCAAGGACGGCACCAAGUUCGUCCUGAAGAACCAGUACGGCGAAGAUGCAUACGCGGUUGGUGGUCCUACCGAGUGGAACACAGAUCCGACGUUUCUGCACCUGGAGGGCAGGAUAGUGGACGUAGAUGGCAAGGAGUGCGUCCAGAUAAACGACGGUCGGAGGUUCUUCCUGCCCAACAUCUACACCAGGGUGGAGGAGAGGGUCCAGACGUCCGGAAGCCAGGGGGUCAGCUCCAGCUCUCACGCCAGUACCAACAUCAGCUCUCUGCUGGAACUUGAGAAGUUCUUCAGCACCUUGUCCAAGGAUGCCGCGGCGUAUAACGCGUUCAACCGACAGGGUAGACAGUACAUCUUGUUUGAUGGUCGCUUCAGGAUGUCCAGCGAUGGCAAGGAGUACAUCGAGUUCAGAGGUGGCAGCAGAUUCCCUCUCCAGAACAGUUACGGUGAACCGAGUAUCGGGGAUCUGAACGAGUUCCGGGACUCCAGGUUCCUGAAGAUGGAAGGCCAGUUGAUAAAGGGCCAGGACGGCAAGGACUACAUCCAGCUGAAGGACGGCCGAAGGUUCCCCCUCCAGAGCUCGUACACCUACACGGAGGAGAGGAAGUACACAUUAGGUGGAGGUUCUCGCGAAGGUGGAGGAAAGGUCUACGAGUCAGGGGAGGAUUCCUGGCACCUGGAAUCCUCCAGCAGGAGCAGCAUCGACGUCGACCGCGAGUACGAGAGCCACUCUUCCAGGUCUUACCUCGAGGAGCAGCACCGGUCGGAAAGAAGACACGACUCCAGGUUCUACGGUAGAGACCCUAACGCCGACCUUGAAGACGAGGAACCCUUGGAAGACACCGAGGCGUCUUCAGAAAAUCGCAGGAAUUACAGGCACCGGAGAGAAACCGACGCCCUGGACGUGGAGGAGUUCCUGGAUCUUGAGAGAAGAAGCAGACUCCGAAGGGAUGGUCCUGGGGGCCUUGAAGAAGACUACGAAGACAAGAUGAAGCCCCCCAGGGAGGUUGCUCCCUGCUCCGUCGCGAAAUGCGUCACCCUCAGGUGCACCUUGGGGCCUCUGGAGAAGGACCAGGAGGUCUGGAUAGUAGCCAGGUACAGGGUCAAUGCCAGGACCCUGAAGAAGGUGGCCCUGAACGAGCAGGUCAGGAUCUCCACCCAGCUGGUGGCGCACGUCGUCAAGCAGCCGUUCAUCGGCACACCUGUCGAACAAGUCGUCAAAAGCCACGAGAUCUACACGACGGUGCAACCUAGUGCACCUCCGUCGAUGCCUGACGUCGUUCCUCUCUGGGUCGUCGUCCUUUCCGCGUGUGCCGGGACCAUCAUCUUGCUUCUGCUGAUCUAUCUCUUGCACAAGUGCGGCUUCUUCAAGAGGAACAGGCCCACGGAUGCGCCCGAGAGGCAACCUUUGAACAGGAACGGCCACUUCCAGCAUGGCGACGACCAUCUUUGAAAUCUUCCAUCUCUUCGGCAUCGCAGUCGCGGCACGCGAUGCGUCGAUCUAUCCUCCAGGUCCUCUUCGGGGUGACUCUUCGAAGUGCCUUUCGUCGAGAGUUCAGCGACAGACUCGCCUUCAGUGGCCUAGAAACUCAAUCGGACGCUCAUAGAGGGCGGUCGUGUCUCACGACUAACUUUUGAUACUCUUUAACCAACUCCAGCGAGUGCCUUCCGCAUUAUCCGGCGCGACUAAACAUCUCUCUAUUCAGGCAGAGAGAAGGAGAGCAUUUCACUAAGAGAAUACUACUUACUUACUGCCAAUGAUACUUCUUCCAGCUCCCGCAGCUCGCUCCAGCAAGUUUCUAGUCAGAAACGAACCCUGUCGGGAUUUUCUGCCGGUUUCCUCCCUGAAGAGGGGAUUUCAUGACAGCGAUUCUUCGAGCAAUUCAUUAGAAUCCUUCCUCAAAAGAAUAGUAAAUGCAUGAAAUCAAAGACGAUACUACGGGUAUCAUUAAGGCGAUAUGAAAGUGGCAUUUCAGAGUUCAACCUUUGUGUUACUUUUUUACAAACUGAGGGCACCGAAUUGUCUGAAACUUUGCCACGUGAAUAAGGAGACUCCAAGGAAGGUCUCGACACCGUUGGAUUUCAUCUCUUAUGAAACAUUAAAAAUGUAUUUAUGAACAAAUUUAAUAGGGAGAUGAAAGUUCAUGGGAGUCAGGACUUUCUUUAAGGCCUCCACAUUCAGGAGGUGAAAUUACAAGGUAUUCGACAUACCGACUUCGGAAAAGAGUUUCAUAAACGAUACCUCUUCACGCUGCUUGUGGAUGUGGAGGCCUUAACGCAGGUCCUGACUCAUGAAAUUUCAUUUUUAAUAAAAAAUGUUGAAAACAUCUAUAAGCAAAUUAAGAAAAAAUUGAAAUUUAACGGGUGUCAGGACCUUCCUUAUACCUUCCACAUUCACAUUGUCAAGUUUGAAACGAUUCGGCACACUAGGUUCGGAGAAGAGUUUCAUAAACCCCUCUUCUGGCCGUUUUCACAUCCCCUUAAGGAUGGCGGCCAAUCGUGGGGGAUUUACCCUAGGGAUGUUGUUUCUUCAGGGUCCCAUCGGUCGUUUUUACACUGUGAAAAGAGCGAGCUGCCCGCCGUUAAAAUCCGACGCCGUGAUCUCAGGAUUCUCCUUGGAACGUCGAGGGACUCGGCGUGUCUCGCAGAAGACGCGGCCGGGAGUCUAGGGCGGGACUUAUUUAUUAAAUAAAUAAAAGAAGGGUUCUACGUUUAUGUGUUACGCGGACUCGGGUGCCUCGAGUCGGAGCGUAUGUGUGUACAAUCUGUAAAUUAUUAAUUCUUUACUAAAAUUAGGAGAUAGGGUUAAUCCAGUAACAAAGCCGAAUAGAGCGAGGUACCUCUCGCGGACACCUAGAACUGACGUGUACAUACAGUGAUAAGUUUAUAAUAUUAUAAAUAAUAUUAAUACAAAAAAAAAAAGA